This is a messenger RNA of Castor canadensis (American beaver), 1315 nucleotides long. RefSeq names its product phospholipid scramblase 1. Lineage: Eukaryota; Metazoa; Chordata; Mammalia; Rodentia; Castoridae. Gene Ontology annotation, cellular component: plasma membrane. The record is from RefSeq and is a predicted model, not a curated record. Gene Ontology annotation, biological process: plasma membrane phospholipid scrambling. Gene Ontology annotation, molecular function: phospholipid scramblase activity.
GUUCUAGAUUUCUAUAUUCUUACAUCAGAGAUCAUGGGACUUAUUUGCUCUGUGAUGUUUACAGAUGACAGCCAUAAAUUCCUGGGCCUCAGACUCGUGAUCCUCCUGACAUCCUCUUAGCCGCGUGUGUCACCACAACUGGCCUUUUUAUCAAGAGAAAAACCAGAGUCUAAAGAAGCGCUACAUAAAUCAUGGAUAAGCACAAUAUGGAAACAAAUACUCUUCACUCAGAAUCCAAUGUGCCACCCGGAUAUCCCCCUCAGUACACACCAGGAGCAUUCCAGGGACCUCCAGGAUACACUGGCUACCCAGGGCCCCAGGGUGCCUAUCCAGGGCCCCAGCCUGGCUACCCAGUCCCACAAGCUAGUUAUGCAGGUGCUGGUCCAGCUGGCUUUCCUGUCCAAGGUCAGCCAGUGUAUAACCAGCCAGUGGGGCCUGUAGGGAUAGCAUGGAUGCCAGCGCCACCACCUCCACUAAACUGCCCACCUGGAUUGGAAUACCUAAGUCAGAUAGACCAGAUUCUGGUUCAUCAGCAAAUUGAGCUGCUGGAAGUUUUAACAGGCUUUGAAACUAACAACAAAUAUGAAAUUAAGAACAGCCUUGGACAGAGGGUUUACUUUGCAGUAGAAGAUACUGACUGCUGCACCCGAAAUUGUUGUGGAGCAUCCAGACCUUUUACUUUGAGGAUUCUUGAUAAUUUGGGGCAAGAAGUCGUAACUAUGGAGAGACCACUGAGAUGUAGCAGCUGUUGCUUCCCCUGCUGCCUUCAGGAGAUAGAAAUCCAAGCUCCACCUGGUAUCCCAAUAGGCUAUGUUAUUCAGACCUGGCACCCAUGCCUGCCUAAGUUUACAGUUCAGAAUGAGAAGAGAGAGGACGUUCUGAAAAUAGCUGGUCCGUGUGUUGUGUGCAGCUGUUGUGAAGAUAUUAAUUUUGAGAUUAAAUCUCUUGAUGAAGAGGUUGUAGUUGGCAGGAUUUCCAAGCACUGGUCUGGGUUUGUGAGAGAGGCCUUCACGGACGCGGACAAUUUUGGGAUCCAGUUUCCAUUAGACCUUGAUGUGAAAAUGAAAGCUGUGAUGCUUGGCGCUUGUUUCCUUAUUGAUUUCAUGUUUUUUGAACACACUGGUGACCAGAAACAAAGAUCAGGAGUUUGGUAGUUGAUGGAUGACACUCUUCAGAAAACUUAAGGACUGCAUACUGAUUAAGAUUAUUUAAAAGGAAGACCUAAUGGCUUUCUUUUCUUUACUGAAAUUCUUCAAACCUGUGAUGUCUAUAGCUCCACUUGCAUGGUUUUGCUUUCAAAUAAGAGUUUAUUUUC